AUGACCCAAAAUCGGCGCUUUCCAUUUCAACGCACACAAAUGCCCAUUUCCUUAGACAAUUUCACAACAAACGAGCAGCAAUUGUAUCCAAUAAUUCGGCAAUACACAUCGGUUUGUCGACAUGUGCACAAACAAACACGUUAUGAACAGAUCCAAGAUGUUCCUGAUCAAGAUCGCACACGCUUCAAUGAAGUUAUACAUAACCUCAAGCAGGAACAUGAUAACUACAUGGCUGACGAAAACAAUUUUUCAGCAUUACGCGAACAUGAUCUUCAACAUUGGAAAGAUGUGAAUUAUCGAUGGCAGACAUACUAUCGAGAAGGGAUGCGAAAACAACAAGAAAUAUUUACUGAUCUCCUGAAAAGUUCUCAAAGAUAA
Molecule: messenger RNA, 378 nt
Organism: Adineta ricciae
Lineage: Eukaryota; Metazoa; Rotifera; Eurotatoria; Adinetida; Adinetidae
Source: the annotation of a GenBank genome assembly